Molecule: messenger RNA, 390 nt
Organism: Carlito syrichta (Philippine tarsier)
Lineage: Eukaryota; Metazoa; Chordata; Mammalia; Primates; Tarsiidae
Product: peptidyl-prolyl cis-trans isomerase A-like
Exons: 2
Coding region: 1-390 (129 amino acids)
Biological process (GO): protein peptidyl-prolyl isomerization
Molecular function (GO): peptidyl-prolyl cis-trans isomerase activity
Source: RefSeq, a predicted model, not a curated record
AUGGUCAACCCCACCGUGUUCUUCGACAUCGCCGUCGAUGGCGAGCCCUCGGGUCGCGUCUCCCUCGAGCUGUUUGCAGACAAAGUUCCAAAGACAGCAGAAAACUUUCGUGCUCUGAGCACUGGAGAGAAAGGAUUUGGUUAUAAGGGUUCCUGCUUUCACAGAACUAUUCCAGGGUUGACGUGCCAGGGUGGUGACUUUACAUGCCAUAAUGGCACUAGGGGCAAGUCCAUCUACGGGGAGAAAUUUGAAUGGUUGGAUGGCAAGCAUGUGGUUUUUGGCAAGGUGAAAGAGGGCAUGAAUGUUGUGCAAGCCGUGGAGGGCUUUGGGUCCAAGAAUGGCAAAACCAGCAAGAAGGUCACCAUUGCUGACUGUGGACCGCUCUCAUAA